This is a messenger RNA of Cyprinus carpio (common carp), 982 nucleotides long. RefSeq names its product cell surface glycoprotein 1-like. The coding region runs from base 26 to 982 and encodes 318 amino acids. The record is from RefSeq and is a predicted model, not a curated record. The transcript has 3 exons. Lineage: Eukaryota; Metazoa; Chordata; Actinopteri; Cypriniformes; Cyprinidae.
AUCUCCAAAGAUAUGUGAUUCUACCAUGAAAGAUAAACCAGACAAAGAUAAGAUAGAAAAACCUCCUAAGAAAGAUGAAACUGCAAUAACAGAGGAACCUCCAAAAACAGAGGAACCUCCAAAGAAAGAGGAACUUCCUAAGACAGACAAACCUUCUAAGAGUGAGGAGCAUCUAAAUACAGAGGUACCUUCAAAGAAAGAAGAACUUCCUAAGAGAGAGGAGCCAUCAAAGACAGAUGAAUCUUCAGAGGAAGGCCAACUUUCAAAGAAAGAUGAACUUUCAAAGACAGAAGAACCUUCUAAGACAGAAGAAUCUCUGAAAACAGAUGAACCUUCAAAGACAGGGGAAUCUCCAAUCACAGACAAGGCUCUGCAGUCAGAUGAAUCAUCGCAGAUGCAAGAAUCUUUGCAGACUUCUAUAAUAGAAGAUUCAACUAAAAACACAGAGAAGGGUGUGACAGGAGACAGCAUCCCUGAGCAAAGGAGAGAAGAAUCGGAAACAAAUGAAUUCCUAAAGACAGAGGAAUCUCCAAAGAUAUGUGAUUCUACCAUGAAAGAUAAACCAGACAAAGAUAAGACAGAAAAAGCUCCUAAGAAAGAUGAAACUCCAAUAACAGAGGAACCUCCAAAAACAGAGGAACCUCCAAAGAAAGAGGAACUUCCUAAGACAGACAAACCUUCUAAGAGUGAGGAGCAUCUAAAUACAGAGGAACCUCCAAAGAAAGAAGAACUUCCUAAGAGAGAGGAGCCAUCAAAGACAGAUGAAUCUUCAGAGGCAGGCCAACUUUCAAAGAAAGAUGAACUUUCAAAGACAGAAGAACCUUCUAAGACAGAAGAAUCUCUGAAAACAGAUGAACCUUCAAAGAUAGGGGAAUCUCCAAUCACAGACAAGACUCUGCAGUCAGAUGAAUCAUCACAGACGCAAGAAUCCUUGCAGACUUCUAUAAUAGAAGUGAAGCUCGUGUAUUCGAUGGGCCAUUGA